Solea senegalensis (Senegalese sole) is the source of this 11560-nucleotide messenger RNA. RefSeq names its product zinc finger protein 462 (gene znf462). Gene Ontology annotation, cellular component: nucleus. Gene Ontology annotation, biological process: regulation of gene expression. The transcript is spliced from 14 exons. The coding region runs from base 401 to 8002 and encodes 2533 amino acids. Lineage: Eukaryota; Metazoa; Chordata; Actinopteri; Pleuronectiformes; Soleidae. The record is from RefSeq and is a predicted model, not a curated record.
UCACACAGAGACGUUGUCCAUCCUGCUGCUGCUGCUGCUGCUGCCGCCGCUGAUGCUCCUUCCUCGUCUCUUCGCAAACUCUUGUGCACCCUCUGGUGCUUGCUAGUCUCCCAAACUUCUUUGUGUAGCCUGCUUUGCAGAUUGUCUUCCUUGUCUGUGUGGUUGCUCAUUAUUCAGAGACAGACGGAUCUCAGGUCAUCUGCAGCUGCAGCAAAGGAGAAGCAGGAAAGAUGGCGAUCAUCCAUUAGAGCGGCUGGGCGCACGCAUGAAAUACGAGGACAAGUUUCGGGUGGAUCGCUUGAGGAGAAGACUCUACCAGGUUGGAGCUACGUGUCUUCUGGUGCCGGUGGUCAAAUGAAUAUUUCCCUGAUUUUCCAGGGAGUGCUCCCUCUUUUCAGUGAUGGAGGUAUUGCAGUGUGAUGGCUGUGACUUCCGUGCAGAGUCAUAUGAUGAUUUGAAAACCCACAUUCAGGAAGUGCACACUGCUUUCCUGCAGCCUGCGGAUGCAGACGAGUCGGACUCUUUGAAAGAUGAGGAUGACGACGACGAGGAAGAGGAAGAGUAUGAGAAUACGGAUGACAAGGAUUAUCCAUCUUCCAAAGCUGGAACAAGUCCCAACUCUGCUGACACUUCCAACCAAACAUCAAAAAAGCAGACAGCUGAAACCCAUCUGCAGUUUUACCAGUGCAAGUUCUGUGUCCGUUACUUCAGAUCGAAAUCGCUGUUAAAAAAUCACACCAAAAAAGUGCAUAACGUUGUGGAGGACGAGUCCGACGCAAGCAUCUCCUCGCAGACGGAUAAGCAGCCCAGCUACACUGUAAUCACACACAACAACCAUUCAAAAGUGUAUUCAUGUCAGUAUUGCACAUACAAGUCUCCGCGCAGAGCAAGGAUACUGAAACACCAACUUAUGUAUCAUAGCAAAGUUCCCCCGGAGAAUGCUGGGGAUGCUUCAGAAUGUACUGAGAUGGCAGAGGAGUCUGACAAAGCGGACGCACGCAUGAAGGGAACAUUUGCCUGUGAAUGGUGUGACUAUCAAACAGACCAGAAGGAUAGCUGGACUAAUCAUGUAGUGAAGGAGCACGGUGACAAGGUCAAGGUAGUUUCCUCCAUUGCAGAACUGGACGGCGAGGCAGUUGGGAGCUCACCCAAACCAGAUUCUCCCUCCUCUUCCCAUAGUCCAAGUCGAUCAAAGACAAGUUUUGCUGAUGUUCAUGGAGAGGUAGAGGACUCAGGAGGGAAGACACCAGAAAACACCUUUGAGAAAUCGGUCCCAGAGAUUGCAUCCUUUCAGUAUGCACAGAUUAGCGCAGUUACACCCAACAGCACCGGUUCAUCUAUUUUGUCCAAGAGGUUUGCUUCGUCCGAUGUCUCCAACAGUGUCAUGGAUAUGGAUGCCAACCUACUCAAUGAGGAAGACUCGAGAAGCAGCUUAGAAGACGAUGUCGAUGAUGAAGAUUUGGGUGACAUCGAUGAUCCCAGCUACAGUGGAACCCUGUCUGCUGACGCAAAGCAGCUUUUAUCUGAUGAAGAUAACAAAUUACUGGAGACGAAAGGAAUACCUUUCAGAAAGUACAUGAAUCGCUUCCAGUGCCCCUUCUGCUCCUUCCUCACCAUGCACAGGCGCAGCAUCUCCCGCCACAUUGAAAACAUUCACCUGUCUGGCAAAACCACAAUGUAUAAAUGUGAUGAAUGCCCAUUUAUUUGCACCAGCUCUCUUAAACUAGGCACACACAAGCAGAGCCACAAUUCCUCACAUUUAGAGACCUUGGACCUAACAAGUGACAGCCCAGAAUCGCAGAACGACAGUGGUGGAGAGCCAGUUAAUGGGGGUAAUGUAAGCUCCAAAGUGAACGGGAAAAAGAUAACCAGCACACCGAACGACCAGCAGAACCCUCAUCGCUGCACACUCUGCAGCUUUUCUACCACCACUCUAAAAGGCCUGAGGGUUCACCAGCAGCAUAAGCAUUCCUACUGUGAUGACCUAGAUCCCUCUGCCUUCGAAAGCCAGCUGACUGACCAGCCAGACUCUGAAAUGGAGGCUUCUCCAAUCUUUCUACAGAAAACCCAGACCUCAAUUUUAGGACUUGCUACAAAAAAGCCCCUAGUGCCAGGAAAAAGAGCCAGGAAGUCCAUUAAUGACUUGCCUUUGGACUUAUCCUCAGUAAAAAAGAGAACUAGAAUUGAUGAAAUUGCCAGUAACCUUCAAAGUAAGAUAAGCCAAAGUCAGCAGGACAUGAUCAUAAAUCUGGAUGACAUGGAUGAUGAGGAAGCGGGAGAAAAUCAUACUACUGCUGAUGACGAGACCGGAAACCAUGACAGCAAACACCCACUUUUUGCCUACAACACACAGCUGCUCUCUCACGAGGGAGGUCGAAUAGGAAAAAGAAAAAGCAACCCCAAGUCGAAACCUAGAAACAUUCCCAUAUCACUGACUCUCUCAGAUGACAGUGAAAACAUCUCCGCUGAUCCCAGUGACGGCACGGUGCACGAGAACAGUGACUAUUCAGAGGAAACCGGAACUGCACGUUUCUACUGUAAACACUGUGAUUACCAAAACAAGUCGGCUCGUAGCGUCAGCACCCAUUACCAGAGGAUGCACCCGUACAUCAAGUUCAGCUUUAAGUACAUCCUGGACCCUGAAGACCAGAGUGCUGUCUUCCGCUGCUUAGAGUGCUACAUUGAAUAUACAAAUUACAAUGAUCUACACCAACACUACAUGGAUCAUCACCCUGAAGCAAGUAAUGUUCUCAAUUUCAACCAGCCACAUCUGUUGUACCUGUGCCGCUUUUGUUCGUAUACAAGCCCCAAUGUCAGGAGCCUAAUGCCCCAUUACCAAAGAAUGCAUCCCACAGUUAAAAUCAACAAUGCCAUGAUCUUCUCCAGCUACAUUGUAGAGCAGCCCCACAAAACGGGUGAAUCACAAACUCUAAGGGAAAUACUGAACUCUGGUCCCAAGACAUUUAACUCUGCCACGUCAACGCCCAGGUCCUCCUCCAGCCCCGUGCUGAAACCUGCUUCCAAGCCCCCUGAAACUAGUACUGAGGUAGACCCACUGAAAGACACUGUGGGUGGUAAUGUUGUCAUUUAUGAUUGUGAUGUGUGUUCUUUUGCUAGCCCCAACAUGCACUCUGUUUUGGUCCACUACCAGAAGAAACACCCAGACCAAAAGGCGUCUUAUUUCCGUAUUCAGAAGACCAUGAAGGUCAUGUCAGUGGAUCAGUCACAGCCUUCCACAAACUCUUCAUUUAACCUCAGCAUGUCUACAUCUCAGAAACAGUCAAGCGCGGCACUGUACGGCUCAGAUGAAGAAAUGUACUACUGUAAACACUGUGUGUACAGCAACAGAUCUGUUGUUGGUGUGUUGGUCCAUUAUCAAAAAAGGCACCCUGAAGUAAAAGUAACAGCAAAAUACAUCAAACAUGGUGCUCCCACUCCUGGUUUGAUGAAAUUAAUGGAUGAAUUGCAAAUAGCCACUCCCAAGCAAUUUUUGAAACCGUUUCAAAAUAAUGGUCACGAUGGAUCUACCAACUCAAGCCCUAAACCAGGAAGCGGUGAGAAAGGAGAGGAUGAGUUGUUCUUUUGUCAGCACUGUGAUUAUGGCAACCGCACUGUAAAAGGAGUGCUUAUUCAUUACCAGAAGAAACAUAGGGAAACAAAGGCCAACGCUGACCUUGUCCGUCGUCACACUGCAGUUGUCCGGAGCCAGCGUGAGCGUGCACAGAUGGUACAGUCAAAUAAUGCCUCCUCUACUGCAAUCCCACCUCCCCCUGACCCUGAGAAUGCUUCGCCCCUGCGGUCCCUUAAAUGCAGACACUGUUCCUACACAUCCCCCUAUGUCUAUGCCCUGAAGAAGCAUCUGAAGAAAGAGCACCCCACUGUGAAAGCCACAUCCAUGACAAUUCUACACUGGGCUUACCAAGAUGGCAUACUGGAGGCUGGUUACCACUGUGAAUGGUGCAUUUACUCCCAUGUGGAACCCCAGGGCCUGCUUCUCCAUUACCAAAGACGCCAUCCAGAGCACAAUGUCGAUUACACAUACAUGGCCAGUAAGCUAUGGGCUGGUCCGGAGACCACCCAGCAACAAGGAGGCAAUAUGGAAACAAAACAUUACAAAUGCAGAGACUGUGCUUUUGAGGCCUGUACAAUAUGGGACAUCACCAGUCACUACCAGGCAGUCCAUCCCUGGGCUAUCAAAGGGGAUGAAUCUGUGCUCUUGGAUAUCAUCAAAGGAAACGGCUCAGCUGAAAACCAGCAAGUUGCCAAAGAAGAUGCGUCUUUCAAUUGUCAGUCCGUGGAAGAUGAUGGUGCGUUGCUCAUUGCCACCUCACAUCAAGAAAGUAGUCCCCAUCCUCCCCACCCACGCCUUUCCAUCUCUAACAAUCCUUACCAGUGUACUGUGUGUCUGUCAGAGUACAACAGCCUCCAUGGCCUCCUCACUCACUAUGGAAAGAAACACCCUGGCAUGAAAGUAAAAGCUGCAGAUUUUGCACAGGAGGCAGACAUCAACCCGAGUUCUGUGUAUAAAUGUCGUCACUGUCCAUACGUUAACUCCCGCAUCCAUGGCGUCCUCACUCACUAUCAGAAAAGACACCCAUUAGUGAAAGUGACUGCAGAGGAUUUUGCAGAUGAUAUCGAGGAAAUCGCUGACCUAAAUGAAGGAGAUGACAAGUGCAAAACUCAAAGGCAGGGCUACGGCGCAUACAGAUGCAAGAUGUGCCCGUAUACGCAUGGCACACUGGAGAAACUCAAAAUUCAUUAUGAGAAGUAUCACAAUCAGUCAGCCUCCGAAAUGUUCACUCCUUCUCUGACUAAUUUCUGUUCCGGUAGAGACACAGAGCCAGUGGCUGAAUGCAGUGCGAGUAAUAUAUCAAGUACGGCAAAAGAUGUUAGUGAAUUGGACCUCACCCUCUCCCCGUUACCCAUCAAUAAGACAGAAAAACAUGCAAUAUUCAAGUGUCAGCUCUGCAAGUACUGCUGUUCCACCAGAAAAGGUAUCGCGCGACACUACCGCAUCAAGCAUAACAAUGUCCGUGCUCAGCCUGAGGGGAAAAACAAUGUCUUUAAAUGUGCUCUGUGCGCAUACACAAAUCCCAUACGCAAAGGCCUGGCAGCACACUACCAGAAGCGCCAUGACAUUGAUGCUUAUUACACCCAUUGUCUGGCUGCGUCCAAGACUUUAACUGAAAAGCCCAACAAAGUCAUAGCAACCCCGUUACCGGAAGCAGAAAACUCCGAAAUGAGUGCUGACCUGCGUUUGGCAGUGGAGAAACGAAGAUGUUCUCUCUGUGGCUUCCAGGCCUUCAGCAGGAAGAGCAUCGUCUCGCAUUACAUUAAGCGCCAUCCAGGUGUCUUCCCCAAGAAGCAGCAUGCUAGCAAGCUCGGCCGCUACUUUACCGUUAUCUAUGCCAAAGAACCCGAGAAGAUUGAGGCAGAGGAAGACAAGGAUGUGCUGGAGGUUCCGCUUGAACCCGAAGAGGACAGAGACGAUGACUGGCUGCCAUUCAAGUGUCUAAAAUGUUACCGAUUGUCCUUCAGCGCAGGCGAGCUGCUCUCUAUGCACUACAACGACCACCACAGCAAUGACUUGAAGAGGGACUUUGUGAUGUCGCCCAGUCCUGGGGAUGAGGACUCUGAGUUGUACCAGUGUUCCCACUGUGAGCUGAAGUUCCUGGCUCUGCCGCUUCUGGCCCGGCAUCUGCUGAAUCACAAUGACGAGUUUCAGAAGAGGGCUAUGAGGCAGGAGAGGAGGAAGCAGCUCCUCAGCAAACAGAGAAGCCCAGAAGUGCCUGACUGCAAACCUGAGAAGGAAAACCCUGUAAAUAAAGCUCCCAUAGGAUUUAGGUGUAACUUCUGCGUUGAAGUGCACUCCACCCUGCGAGCCAUCUGCAAUCACCUGAGGAAGCACGUGCAGUACGGAGAGGUCAAAGAGGGUCACGUCAAGCAGGAGGUCAACGAGGUCCCCCUCACCAUGCCCUCAGAGAGCCUGACUAAUGGCGACCUAGAGGGCGACGAGGCAGCCGAAGCUGAUGACCUCGAGAGGCCCGAGGCCGCCGCGAUAGGGCCACACGUGGUUGCCGCGGUGUCCGGUGGUGCCGCUGUUGCCACGGACAUGGUUGAACCGGAGUCGGACGCCGUCGACGGAAGCGCCGUGGCCCUUGAGGCCGCCGUAUCGGAGGGACCACCGACGCAGUGCUUAGCAGCGGGGGGUCACCCGUGUGCCCAGUGUGACCGAGUCUUCAUGUCCAUGCAGGGACUGAGGUCCCAUGAGAGGAGCCAUUCAGCCAUGGCUCUGUUCAGCAGAGAGGACAAAUACAACUGCCAGUACUGUCAGUUCGUCUCACCUUUCAGGCACAAUCUGGACAGACACGUUCAGUCUCAUCACGGGCAUCACAAGCCCUUCAGGUGCAAGUUCUGUCCUUUUAAAUCUGCCUACGCCAGUCGCUUGAAGAGCCACCUGCAUAAGGCACACACAGGUGAGCAGCACAUGUACAAAUGCCUGUCGUGCUCCUUCUCCUCCAUGACCAUCAGCCAGCUGAAGGAGCAUUCUCUGAGAGACCAUGGUGAGGCGCUGACCCUCCACAAACUGCGGGCUGCUACCCAGGCUGCUCAUGCCACCCUCAGGCCCUCCCGGCUGGCCACUAACACAGAGCAGGCUCCUCUUGCUUCAGAUGAUCCAUCAUACCUGGAGCCGCCUGAUGUUCGUCAGCAGCUUAGUCACUACCAGCUGGCCUCCCGCAGUCAAAUGUCCUCUAUCUCAACACCGGUGGCUGACAAUCGUCCAGACGGCAUCCUCACGUGCGAGUUCUGUGAGUUUAGCUCUGGCUACAUGCAGAGCCUUCGCCGCCACUACAGGGACCGCCACGGUGGCAAGAAACUCUUCAAGUGCAAGGACUGCUCCUUUUUCACCUGCUACAAGAACAACUUCACCAUACACGUGGAGGCUGGACACAGCAACGGUGUUCAGGAGGAGCUGCCCAAAGACCUGCGCUGCCCUCUCUGCCUCUACCACACCAAACACAAGAGCAAUAUGAUCGACCACAUUGUCCUGCACAAAGAGGAGCGAGUGGCUCCGCUGGAGGUCAGCCGCUCUAAGCUGUCGCGCCACCUUCAGGGCCUGGUGUUUCGCUGCCACAAAUGCACCUUCACGUGCUCCAGUGACCAGGCCCUGCAGCUGCACCUGCAGAAGCACGCCGAGAUCAAGCCUUACCAGUGCCAGCUCUGCUACUACGACAGCAGUCGACGGAGUCAGCUGGAGGAGCAUCUCCGCCUUGAGCACAAGGUUCUACGUAACUUUGAGCUGAUGGGCCGGGUCAACCUGGACCAGCUGGAAAUGAUUAAGGAACGAGGGAGCAGCGCAGAGGAGGAAGAGGAGAGGGAGAUGAUGCAGAUGAUGGUCGAUGAAAAAGAUGCCGCAGACGAGGAGGAGGAGGAGGAGGAGGACAUUGAUGAAGACGACGACUACGAGGGAAUGGAGAUGUUGGAAAACACAGUGGAUGACCGGCGAGAUAUGGAUUAUGAAGAGAGAGAGGACAACAUCAAAGAGGAGGAGGAGGAUGAAGAAGAAGCAGAGGAAGAGGUGGAGGAGGUUAAGGAGAUGGAUGAAGAGAGGGCUGGCCAACAAGACCUCUGUUUCCCAGAGGUCCUUGCAUCUCCCACCAGCAGCAGCACUGGCAGUUCAGGGCCAAGCGGUGCAGAGAAGCGUCUUCCCUGCGAGUUCUGCGGCCGCUGCUUCACCAACAGCCUCGAGUGGGAACGGCAUGUUCUUCGACAUGGCAUGACGGUUAACAGCGGUCGGAUGGACACCAGCUCCACUUCAGCAAUGGACGCUUCAGCUUCAUCUUCCACUGGCUCCUCUGUCUUGACGGACACUGGACUGGAUCUGUCCGGCAACAGCCAAGAGGAGGGCGACCCUGCUGCUGAUCUGACACCAGGAGGUCCAAACCAGCACGUGGAGGACAAAGAUAUGCUUGACACCAAAAAGGAUCAACAGUUUGGUUGAACAGAUUGUGGCCUCUUGGGACGCUGUUCUCGACAAAUGAAUUAAGCACUGAGCUGGCUGUUUGAGAUGGAAGGAAAAUGCGAAGGAAAUGGAAAAAAAAAGAAAAAAAAAAGGUGACUUUUUAUUUGGAACAUUAUUAGAUUUUAGAUGUUUCAUAUGUAAGUAUUAGGUUGUGCUGCAUAAAAUGGCUGAGCUCUUUAAAUGAGCGGUCCCAUAGGACAGAUCUUAAUAUAUUGGUAACCAAUAGUGAACAGAACUCUUUAUAUCUGACAUUGUGGUCAAAUCUACCGUGAAAGAUCCCACCUAGAUGAAAUCUUAAGCUAUUUAUAAACGGAUUUUGUCCCAAACUAAAUUGAAGCAUUUUAUUAUGGAAAGCACCUUUUACACCUCCCCCCUGCUCGUCCAAAAAAACAGGGUUACUGUAAAUUACCGCAGAGGAAACAAACACGAUAUGAAAGCAUUUACAAGCAUGGCCCGCUGUCUUUUAUUGUUUCUUGUUGAAAUCGGAGACGUUUUGACAUCUUAGCCGUGUGUUAACUGUGUAGAAGUAUUCCUUUAGGAAGAGUCGCACCUUAUUUAGAUUAGCAAAAAUCAUUCGUAGAAAUACUGACAGUUCCCCCCGAAUGUUUGUAGCAAAUUGCUAUACUUUAGGCCCCUUAUUAAUAUUAUACUACGUAUAAGCCUUCAGCCUGUGGCGCCCUCCAUAUUUUGAUUUUUUUUUUAAUUGCCUAAUAAUUUCACUGAUAAACAAACCGUGGAAACAACGGUGAUACUUAAAGCGUCCUUUCCCCCAGUAACAUGUCGUUUGUGGUGAAGUCUGUUGUGACCCGUAUGAAAGUCAAAUUCUUAGUGACCACAUGCAUUAAAGGAAAACUUGAGAAAUUGUGCUUCCCCCUGAGUCGAGCAAUAUCAUAUAUCAUUCUUUUCUUUGUUACGUGCCCACCAGUGACACUUGGUCCGAGGCUUGAAACUACAAUGCUAAUUCCGCACUUUUUAGACGGGACCUCAUUCCCAGAAUGUAAACAGUGUCCGCCGUCUUUGCUAACAGUUAUGCUAACAGAACGUGUCACUGGUGGGCACGUAACAAAGAAAAGAAUGAAGAUAUUUCUCAACUCAGGGGAAACUGAGGUUGGGAAGCACAAUUUUUCAAAAAUACUAAACCUAUUCUCAUAAUACAAAGCUAAAUGCAAAUCGGUGAAGUGUUCCUUUAAGUCUGCUGAGGUCUACGUUAGCGCACAGCCCCCAAAAUGUACGAGUCAGACUGAUGUGGACCCUCGCACAAGUACAAUUAGAACAAACACAUAACAUGGAAAGAAUCGAGUGGUAUCCUGCAACACAAACACAGGUUUUUCUCAAAAGUAUCGGCGCUACGACCACUUGAUACACUCGGCUUUUCAGUCCAAAAAUACUGUACGUGAUUAGACGCGUCAGAAUCCAGCUCUGUCCACAUGAACUUCUAAUAACAGACGGUGACCCGUGCGGUCCGAGUCAGUGGGUGUGAUCUGGUUUACUGGAUUUUUACUGACUGCACUUUGAACACCGUGUCAAUCCGCCAUGUGUGAGUGCUGAAGCCAGCGUGCAAGUGCCUUAAAAUGCAGUCCCUCUAACGGCCACAUUAUGGUUUUAAUUACUCACAGAAAACCGUUAGAAGCAACUCGGAGAAAAAGAAACACCCCCUACGCCAGGUUUCCCACGGGAAUGCAUGGCCUCAACAGCAGCUGUUUUCACUUCUCCUAAUGUGUGCCUUAGUGGCAAAUUUGGGAGUCAUUGUUUUAAUUAAGGUCAGAUCAAUUACCUCUGACUUCAUGGUAACAGUCAAAUAUGGCUCCGUGUCAACCCUGAGCAGAGCGGAGAGGUCCGUAAAGAUGGUGAAACGGCUCUGCUGUGUUUGCGUGACUGUCUCGUUCAGGUUCUAUCACAUGGUCCAUAUUUGGAUUUUCAAACUUGUGUCAAAUCCCCCCGCCCCGCCCCGCCCCCCCCAACGUGAACCCCUUUAAAUUUCCACCCUGUGUUGGCACAGCUGUCAUAGCCUGCGUUAGUGAGCUUCUUUUUAGGCGUAGUCGUCUUUUAGUGUUGAUAUUGACAAUAGACAGAGAUUGUAUUUGCUGGAAUUUGCUGCUUGAAUGCCCUAAAGCCUUAUUAGAAGUGAAGAGCAAUUAAGUCAAAUUUAUAUCCGAUUCCAAAAAAACUAAAAACAAGCUACGAUGAACAGUCUGAAAUUUAAGGACUGAUAGAAAUUUAUAGAGGAACACGGUUCGUCUAAUUGUGUUCUUGGUACCAAAAUAUUUACCAAGCCUGCUGUACUUCCUGCUGUGAUUGUCUUUCCCAAGCAUUGAACCUUUAAUGGUAAUGGAAAAAAUCUGGGUCUGGGCCAUAGGAUUUUAGGAGUAGAAUUCUAUGUGUGUAGCCCAGGUAAUCUACAUGUCUGCAGCCAUGUAUAGAAAAACAAAUCUACUCAUUAAGUGUUUGAAUUGUGGUGUUUCAGAAACAAUAAUUUAACCUUUUUUUUCCGUUAGGUGUUAUUACUUUAAAAAAAAAAAAUGAGAGAGAAAAAAAGAAAUCUGAAGAUGAUAUGAAUUAACCCUUAGGGACUUUUAAAUCCCCCAUUCCAACAAUAUUAUACUGUUGUACAAAGUCUGGUUACAGUGGAAAAAAAAACAACUCUUUUGUACUGUAAUAGAAAAGAGAAGAUAGGAGGUGCAGUGUGGUUGUACAAUAUUUAAUCCCAUGAAGGGAAAAUGAUGCAGUUUCCGAGUAAAGAGUAAUAGCCAGGGCUUUUAUUUUUAAAAGAGAAACAUGGCAAAGAAGGAGAGGAGAAAAAAAAUGUGCUCCGUUAGGAGCAUUGUCUUAAACUGCUUGUUUUUAUUUGUUUUUUGUUUUCUGGGCUUGACCACUAUCUGAGUUGACAGUCGACCUGUAGAUCCGUAUGAAAUCUAGCAUGUUCUUGUCUAAUGCAGAACCUUAACACUCCAGUCUCUUUUACCCCAAACAGCGGGACUGUCUUAGUCCAGUUGGUGCUCAAUAUCAAAGCCCUUUUCUUUUCUCUGUUUUACCGGACCAGCUUGUAGCUUUUUUGAAGUUAAACCAUUGUCGUAGUAAUAAGCUUUGUGAGGCAUCUUGAAAGCCCGUUGUAAACCAGAUGAUAUAAAUGGUACAAUCUGGGUAAUGAAGCUGUCAACCCAAAAUUGUCUGUUGUUCUGUGAUCAUUUUAAUAGAGAAUGACUAUGAAUCCCCUCACUGUGUGCAGUCUGAAGACUGUAAGACCCCCCGAGUUUACCCAAAGUUAAACCCCUGUUGAGAACACACUGGAUACUUGUAUAUAUGUUUAGUUUUUUUUCCGAAGCAUUUCUCUUUUCGGACUGUUGUCUCCAUAGUUUGACACUAGAAUCUCUCCUUCUUGCCUUUCUUCCUAUACAAAUCUGAUUACCUGAUGGUGGGUUGUGAUGUUGCCUAGAAUGAUUGUUUACAAUUUUAUUCCAUUUAUCUCUGGAUAUUCUGUAAAUAUUGUAAUUCAUUGUCUUUUUUUAACUUGAUAAUAAAGUUAUCAGAUAAUGGUCA